Phymastichus coffea is the source of this 5701-nucleotide messenger RNA. It is a transcript of the gene msn, whose product is annotated as mitogen-activated protein kinase kinase kinase kinase 4. Bases 357 to 3308 code for a protein of 983 amino acids. The transcript is spliced from 3 exons. The record is from RefSeq and is a predicted model, not a curated record. Gene Ontology annotation, molecular function: ATP binding; protein kinase activity. NCBI's taxonomy places the organism in Eukaryota, Metazoa, Arthropoda, Insecta, Hymenoptera, Eulophidae. Gene Ontology annotation, biological process: protein phosphorylation.
AUGAUCCCUAAUAGGGCAUACUGUUAUUUGGCUUGCAUGAGUAAUAUAAUAUAGACAUAUAUGUGAAAUAGAUAUAGCGAUACACCCGUGUGUACAGUACAGUCAAGGAAGAUACACUCCUAUCUACUUUGAUAUAGGUGUACUGCAAGUUUCUACAUAUUUUCGUUCUUGCUCACUUCUAAUUUAUUAGUGGUUUCACGAAUAAUUAUUCGCUCAACCAUGUUGUUCAUUGAUUUCACUACUGUUUAAUUAGGAUAAUGAAAAAAAAACGGCAUAAGCUGCACAUAUAAGGCACACUAAAGUGAAACCACGGCUGUACAUGCAAAAUCUAGUCUGAAGCUAGGAAAUCAAUUAAGAUGGCUCACAACUUGACACCAAGCGUCAACUGCUCAUUAGAUGACAUAGACUUGAAUGCCCUCAAAGAUCCUGCUGGCAUUUUUGAAUUGAUUGAAGUAGUUGGAAAUGGAACGUAUGGGCAAGUCUACAAGGGCAGACAUACAAAAACUGGUCAGUUGGCUGCGAUCAAAGUUAUGGAUGUGACUGAAGAUGAAGAGGAAGAAAUAAAGUUAGAAAUCAAUGUAUUGAAAAGAUACUCUAAUCAUAGAAACAUAGCAACAUAUUAUGGAGCAUUUAUAAAGAAGUCACCACCUGGGAAAGACGACCAAUUGUGGUUGGUAAUGGAGUAUUGUGGUGCUGGAUCUGUAACUGAUCUUGUAAAAUCUACGAAAGGCCAAAGUUUGAAAGAAGAGUGGAUAGCUUACAUAUCAAGGGAAAUUCUUAGAGGUCUUAGCUAUCUUCAUAGUAAUAAGGUGAUUCAUCGUGAUAUAAAAGGGCAAAAUGUUUUGUUAACUGAUAAUGCAGAGGUGAAAUUAGUUGAUUUCGGAGUUAGUGCUCAACUCGACAGAACAAUUGGUCGUAGAAAUACAUUCAUAGGAACACCGUACUGGAUGGCUCCAGAAGUUAUUGCUUGUGACGAAAAUCCUGAAGCAACCUACGACAAUAGAAGCGACUUAUGGUCUCUCGGAAUAACCGCAUUGGAGAUGGCAGAGUCGCAACCGCCUCUUUGCGAUUUGCACCCAAUGAGAGCACUGUUUUUGAUUCCUCGCAACCCUCCUCCGCGGCUCAAGUCAAAAAAGUAUGCUAAAAAGUUUCACGGAUUUAUCGAGACCGUACUAGUUAAAGAUUAUCACCAGAGGCCAUACACUGAACAACUGCUCAAGCACCCAUUUAUUCGUGACCAGCCCACAGAGAGGCAAGUGAGGAUCCAACUGAAGGACCAUAUCGACAGAUGCAAGAAACGGAAACAAGAGAAAGAACGGGAUGACUAUCGGUACAGUGGUAGCGAGAAUGAGGACGACGAACCGGCCGUCGCGGGAGAGCCAUCGUCUAUCAUACAAGCGCCCGGUGGCGACACGCUCCGACGUAACUUUCAGCAGAUUCAGGAGGGCAGGACACUGUCUCAGGAGGUGUCGCCGCACAAUGCCGCUGCCGCCAAGGAGAACAAGCAGCCGAUACCCAGCCGCGCGACCAAGGAGAGCGAGAGUCAGCAGCACAAUCGACCCUCGGUGCCGCACAGACUGAUCGUGGUGCCGGAUCCGCACCCACCUUCCCGACCACUACCUCCCACGCCCAAGGAUGACCCACGACAGUCGCACAAAGUCCCAACUCCACCAUCUAAUCACCAGGCGAGCAGUGGGGGAGGCGGAGGUGGCGGCGGCGGCGGCGGCUCCGUGAGCGUGGCUGUCUCGCAGAGGAACAGCCACGUGUUCAAGCCUAUGGCGCUGAUGAUCGAAAGCGACAGCGACGACGACAUGGAGGACGUGAGCGGCACGAGCAAUCGGAACGACGGUACGCUGCUGGCGAGUGAUCCGCCCAAGCCGUUGCCUCAGCUGGAUGAGUCGUCUUCUUCGUCAUCGCGCGGCCACGGCAACUCGCAGCACGAAGCCGGCGCGCCAAACCGGCCGCUGCCGCCGACGCCCGACGAGGAGGAGAGCAGCGAACACACCCUGGUGAUGAAACGCAACCGGGAGGAACGGUCCGGUCGGGUGGCCGGUGGCACAGCCAGCAGCGACUUCCAGCGGCUGGACAGCCCGGGCUCCAGGACGAGUUCGGUGCUCCCCGACCUACUGACCUCGUCGCCGGGUCAGCGCCAGGAUAAAUCUAUUAGCGACGAGUACCGGCAGGCGGUGAAGUCGCCACCACUAGCGCUGCAGCAGAAACAGCGCUCGUUCCUGACUUUCGGCUUCGGCGCCGGGCCGGCCAGGCGGGAAUCGCACGUGAACGUGAACGUGACGCCUACCAGUCACGACUUGAGCAGCGACACCCCAGAGAUCCGCAAGUACAAGAAGCGCUUCAACAGUGAGAUUCUAUGUGCAGCCCUAUGGGGCGUUAACCUAUUGAUCGGUACGGAGAACGGCUUGAUGCUGCUCGAUCGCAGCGGCCAGGGCAAAGUAUACCAGCUGAUCAGUCGGCGACGCUUCCAGCAGAUGGAGGUGCUGGAGGGCCAGAAUAUCUUGGUGACGAUCAGCGGCAAGAAGAACCGGGUGCGUGUUUACUACCUGUCCUGGCUCAAGAGCAAGAUCCUGCGCACCGACGGCCAUAGCGAACAGGUAGAACGGCGCAAUGGUUGGAUCAACGUGGGCGAUCUGCAGGGCGCUGUUCACUUCAAGAUCGUCAAGUACGAGCGCAUCAAGUUUCUAGUGAUCGCUCUUAAGGAGUCCAUCGAGAUAUACGCCUGGGCGCCCAAGCCCUACCACAAGUUCAUGGCAUUCAAGUCGUUUGGCGAGUUAGCCCACCGGCCGCUUCUGGUUGAUCUCACGGUCGAAGAAGGCUCCCGUCUCAAGGUCAUCUACGGAAGCACCGACGGAUUCCACGCCGUCGAUCUUGACUCCGCCACUGUCUAUGACAUCUAUCUGCCCAAGCACACCCAGGGUCCCAUCUGCCCGCACUGCAUCGUCACGCUGCCCAACAGCAACGGCAUGCAGUUGCUGCUCUGCUACGACAACGAGGGCGUCUACGUUAAUACGUACGGACGCGUCUCCAAGACUAUGGUGCUCCAAUGGGGAGAGAUGCCUACGAGCGUUGCCUACAUCGGCAUUGGACAGAUCAUGGGCUGGGGCAACAAGGCCAUCGAGAUACGCAGUGUUGAGAGCGGCCACCUCGAUGGAGUCUUCAUGCACAAAAAAGCACAACGUCUCAAAUUCCUUUGCGAGCGCAACGAUAAGGUCUUCUUCUCCUCGGCCAAGGGCGGCAGCUCCUGUCAGAUCUAUUUUAUGACCCUAAAUAAACCCGGAAUGGCAAACUGGUGAUCAAAUCUAAUCAGCCAAAUUUUUAUCAUAAUUAUAUGUAGAUUCGUUAGCCUUUGCCAACAACGAUUUGUAACAAAGGUUUCGACUUACUUCAGCAGAUACGUCGUGCAUCCGUCACAAUGUUUCGUGCUGUGGGACAGAUCAGUCAAAUAUUAUAUGCCCACUUUUAUCGCCCCCAAAUGCUCUUUACCUAACUUUUUAUUCUGAUACAUUUAUUGCCAUGUUUUACUGCAAUCCCAGUCAAAUAAUUGUCUACCUAAAAGCACGGUUCCACGUUGACAAAAAGUAUUUUCGACAUAAACUCUAAUAGCACAAUUUCUCUACCGAACAAGACCAAUAUAAUGACUUUUUAUCCAACGUAGACACAGUUAAGGAAAUUUAAAUCAUUGUCAUCACAUUGAAUCGACAAAAUUACUCGUCCCCUAAACAUUAAGAAAAGAAGCAAAAUGGAGUAUAUUGUCUUGCUAAAAAUACUUUAAGAUAUACGAUAUUUUUUUCAUUAAACUCUUUUUUUUUACAAUGCGUCGCAGCGUUUAAGCUUUUUCUAUUCUGUUUUAUGUUACGUUUAGUUAUACAACAAUUAUAAUUAUUUGCGUCAUUUGUGAAUGUUGAUGCUAUUUUCUAGUUUUAUAUAUUGCAAUUUAAUGGAAGAUAAAUGUCGUGCAAAAGCAAUAGCUCAGAGAUUCAAUCGAGAAUGUUUUUCCAACACUCAGUGUCAAUGACAAUACAAUUAUUUAUUAGUCUAAUUUAUGUAUUAUGUAAAAAAAGUAGUGUAAAAAACUUUAAUUUAAAGAAAAUCUAGAAUGACAUUUUUGUAAACAGAAUAGAAUGUGAUUAAAAAUUGUGCGAUUCUUGAAAAAUAAAGAAAUUAAGAUUCAUAACUUUCACUAGGAAAAUCUUAUGCAAAUAGUGUUCACGGUUUACGUGAUAUUUGUUAUUUAUAAUCCGACUGCCAGCAGUAAGAUCGUAGUUUUUCAUCAAGUAUUGUCGAAAAUUAGUGUCAAGCAAGCACGAAUGUAUAAAAAUUCAAUAUUAACGUUUAGUUAAUCAUAUGAUCAAAAAAGAUCUAUUCUAAAAACAACAAAGACAAAAGAUUAGGAAUGUAAGCACUUUAAGUUAAUGAAACCACGUAUGGUCGUAAGUUUAAGUAUAUUAAAUUACAUGAAUAUUAUUUCUAUUUACAAUAUAUGUUGCAAUUCUAAUGAUAAAUAUUGCAAUCUAGUUUUUAUUUUGCGAAAUUAAUUGUAAUUUUAGUAUUAUUUGAUGGAUCUAAAAUUUUAUAACUUUUUUUAAUAUUGAAUAUGAAACAGUUUUUAUAAAUCUUUGUAUAAAUCAAACUUUUGUAAACUUGUAAUUUUAAGCAUAUCCUAAGCGAUAUUUUGUUGUAAUAAUUUUAAGAACUUUAUAAAAUAACCUUUAUACACUAUACUAUAAAAACCUUAUUAAACAUUUUUCAUAUUAUUUUAUAAAAGCAAAAUUUUCACAAAAAGUAUGUAAUUUUAGAUACACGAUUUUCUAAACAGAACAUUUUAUAUCUUCGAAAAGCAAGUGCGUAUAAUCUCCAUUGUAGACCUUCAUCACGGUACAUAACAUUAAGAAUAAGCUCAUAUAACUCAAUAUAAACUGAUUUCUAUAAACUUUUAUAAUGACAGCUUUAAAUACAGUACAUUUUUAAUGUAAAAUACUUGUUAAAAGUUAAAAAUGUAAAUGUUAGUGACAGACGAUAGAGCAUUAGGCAGGCAUUUUGCGUCAGAUUCUUUUCUAGAUUUAUAAUUGAUAAUCAAUCCAUGGUAAGGGAUGUGACAAACACUAAAACACCUGGCCGUAAAAGUAUAAUCAAAUUCAUCAACUGUUAUUGUAUCGUUAACUUGAGUUGAAAAGUCAAAUAUUCGAGCCAGUUCGUAAUAAUUAAUCGUGCUCUUAGAUCAGUUCAUGAUGCUUAGCUUUAGAAACGUGCUUGAUAGAAUUAUUAUUGUAGGAAGCAAUUCAAAUUUAGCAGGGACUUUUACAUAAAAUCAAAUUGUUUUCAAAUCAAUCGUCAGUUUAUUUCUGCAAUGGAUACGGUAUAUUUUGUACAAGUUAUUAAGAUUCGUAUCAAAUUAUUAAUGCUCUCUAUCGGUUCGAUUAUUGAUUUCUUCACAGACUGACAACUAAAAAGUUAGUCAGUACAUGGGGUAUAUUAUAUAUUUCAGUCUAAGCGAAAUGCAUUUCUUACAACACGACGCGACACGUUCACCAUUAUAUUAUAUACUUUCAAUAGCAUCUAUGUAAUCGUCUGUGCAUUUUUAUUUUGUUUCGUAAUAUUUGUUUUGUCUAGAUUCGCAAGAAAAAAACAAAAACAAUUAUACGAAUUUUUGUUCUAAUAAAUCAUAUGUACGUGUUAAAUUCAUUGA